AUGCUCCAAUCCAGAGUCAUCGGAAGAAGUAUUUCUCGUGCUGCAGUCCAGUUGGCCCGCCCUGCCAUAUCUGCCGUUGGUGUUCGUUUCAACCAAGUUUCGUCACAAUCAUCGGCGAUCAAAGAUGAAUCUUCCUCGUUAAACGCCAGUGUUGACGUUACUGGAAACAGAAGCAACAAAACUGAGAAUGACAGCGGAAAGAGAAGCGACACUCAAAAGAAAAAUGGACGCAAACAUAUUGCCAACAGGAAACUCAGAGACAUUUCUGCGCAGGUGAAGUCGUCUGUGGAUUCUGCGAACGUGGGCGAGAUUUCCGAAGCCAUCGAUAUCUUGGAGGAAGGCAUCAGCUACUUGAGAGAGAUCCAGGAAGUGGAAAGACUCCCAUCGGAAUUGUUGUACUCGGUGUUCCAGCCCAUAACGGCUACCUUGUUCGACAAAAUUACUGCGGAUGGAGCCAAUUUGGGAUCAAGAUCCGUCUCGGAUGUUUUGACCAUGUUGGUGGAGCAAGGUCUUGCCCACAAUUACCAUUUCAUGAGAACGGUAGAGCACGUUUUGAGAAACAGUGCCGGUGACGAAAGCUAUUCCAAAGUUUUGCAGAUCUGGCUCCAAUAUUUGCAGUAUUCGAAGGAAGUGGGCGUUGGACGCAUGAAUUAUAUGAUCCAACAACCAUAUCUCGUCUACAAAGAACGCAACUUCGAUUCCAGAGACUUGAAGAAUUUGGCGUUUUUCGCUUAUGUUAUGCACUGUUUGAAUGCCAAUGUGGAGUAUAAUGUGAAGGAUGCCAUGAAGAUCUUGCAAAUUCAAGAUAGCUCACGUGUUCUAGAAAGAUUCCAUGUUGUUUCUACCAUCAAACGCCUUGGAUUGCAAGAGCCAUUAAAGUCGGACUUGUCCACUUUUGAACGCAAAAUCAACGAGCUCAACACAAAAUCAAUGGAUCCUAAUGGUGCAUUGGUGACAAGGAGAAUCGAACAAGCAAUUCAACAAAACAACCCUAUCAUGUUGAACAAUUUAUAUGAACAGAUGAAGGCGUCCUCAGUAGCCAACGAUAUUCAAAUUUCUGAAGCUACUUUAAACAGAAUAAUGAACGCAUAUAUCGAGUUGCAUCUGUUUGGAGACGUCAUUGACAUUUUCAGAAGUUUCUUGCAAUCCUCUGCAAAACCAUCUGUGGCAACAUGGGACUUGGUUUUGAAGGCGUUGGGCCACCCAAGCAAUGUUAAUGGCAUGGAUGCAGCAGAGAAGAAGAAAAUGACGGAAAAUAUCGAAGCGACUAUCAAUUCUAUGAUCGCAUCAGGAAUUGCUAUGAAUGCUAGAACUUUGGCCAUUGUUGUUGGAUGUUUUGCCAAUUUGGGCAGAUUUGACUUGGUAGACAAGUAUUUGAAACAAUAUGAGUCUGUUCCAAUCGUGCAUUUGACCAGAAACAACAUUUUGGUAGGAUUGGUGUUGAACAAGGAUGUGGCUAAGGCCGAACAACAGUUGAAGGACUUUGCCAGAGAAGACCCCACCUAUCAGCCUUCUACCGGAGUCAUGAAUGCAUUCUUGUCACACUACGUAUCUGUUGGUAACAACGAAGCUGUCGAAGGUAUCAUCAAUUACAUGAGACAAAAUGGCAUUGAAGAAGAUGUGGGUACUACCACCACAUUCAUUAACUACUAUUUCAAAAUGUACAGAAACAAAGGAAAGGUUCCUGAUGUCGCUGGUUUGUUGAAGGAAUUGUCCAAUGCAUCUAUGCCAAUAAACCAAUUCACUGUGACUUCCAUUGUCGAUGGGUUGGCUAAAGAUGGCGUGAAUUUGGAAGCAGCUCGGUCUGUGUUCAAUUAUUUCAGCAAAGAAAACUCUAGAUUCAAAUACAAUACCGGUUUAUUAACCACCAUGAUCAAGGCAGAGUUGGAUUUCGGAUCUUUGCACAAUGCAGAAGAGUUGUUCGCCAUUUACAUCACAAACUUGAAGAAUGACACAAGAGCAUGGAACAUGAUGAUUGCUGCAUUGUUGGCCAAAAAGGAGAAGAUUGCACUUGAGUACUACGAAAAGCUUUUGCAACAACGUCCUUUCAAUGUCAAGCCAAACUACUUCACCUACUACUACAUGCUUGAUCAUUUUGUUAAAACUGGAAACGAAAAGAGAAUCCAAUGGACUCUUGAUGAGAUUGCAAAGGCUGACUUGCAGGAUAUGGGAAACGUGUUGCCUCGCAGAAUCCAUCUGUUGAGACACAAGUUUAACGUGUCGCCAGCAUUGAAGGAAAAGAUUUCCAAAAGACACAACAACUUGUAA
Molecule: messenger RNA, 2268 nt
Organism: Clavispora lusitaniae ATCC 42720
Lineage: Eukaryota; Fungi; Ascomycota; Pichiomycetes; Serinales; Metschnikowiaceae
Molecular function (GO): protein binding
Source: RefSeq, a predicted model, not a curated record